CGACACCGUUUGGAUGAGUUAGAAUAACAAAACUACACCGUUUACUCGUUUCCUAAAACCUGCGUCUCAUCUGGGCGAACGAUCUUCCUAAACUACUGUCAACUUACUCUCCCGUCUCCACCGCCCAUCCCAACAACAAUCGGGCAUCCUUAAUUCGUCGAUUGUCCUCCAAAAUUAUUCGUUAUAUUGGUUUCAUUUUAGUGUGAUUUCCUGUCUUUAUCAACUUGUAAUUUGUAGGUAUUUGUAAUUACUGAUUCACACCUUUCAGUCAACCAAAAGCAACAAAGAAAUGGAUACAAAAUCAUUAGCCAAAUCGAAAAGAGCCCAUUCGUUGCAUCAAAGUAAGAAGAAUCAGCAACAUCAUUCGUCCAAGGGCGCUUCUUCUGGCCCUAGUGCAUCUACUGGUGAUAAGAAGCAAAGCGGAAAACAAGCAAAGGAAAAACCAGCACAGGCUCAUGGUUCUAGACAACUUCCUUCGAAUUGGGAUCGGUAUGUUAAAGAAGGGGAUGAUGGUGAUGGGGUUGACUCUGGAAAUCUGGUCCCUCAAGAUAUUGUUGCACCCAAGAGUAAGGGGGCCGACUUUGCGUACUUGAUCUCUGAAGCCAAGGGUCAAGCUCGGCAUUCUUCGCAGGAUGUACCCCUGUUUGAUGAUGUUCUACAUGGUGAUUCUCUUAGUCAGUGAGAUACUUGGAUAUUUUGACUAUGUUGCUUGAUAUUAUGUUUGUUAGGACUUGGGGUGUUUUUUUUAUAUUAUAACUGUGAGGUGCUGAAGCUUAUUCAUUCAGUGAGGAUUAAGUAGAUUUUUUUCUUAGAUUUCUAUCAGGGGUUUGGCCUAUUGCUUACAGUUAAGGGGCAAAGCAUAACAUCUUGGAUUGCUGAUGACAAUUUUGGGUCAGAAGACAAAGCUCCUCCACCAGAUGAGGCCACCUUUCUCUCACUCAAUUUGCACUCUCUUGCGGAACAGCUUUCAAAUGCAACCAUAUCGGAAAGGCUUUUCAUUGAACCUGACUCACUACCAGAACUGUGCAUGGAGGAAUUGCAAAAGCUAAGUGAGAGCAAACAUGAAGAGGUUCCAGCUAAAAGGACGAGUGAAGUGGUUUCUGAAGAUUGUGAGAGUAUGUAUAAGUUUUUCAACAGCCCAUCCAAUGCCACAAACACCACUAGCAGCAGCAGUUGUGUGGUUUCCAUUUCCACCGGGAAAGGCUCACAAUCUAUAGAUAGUGUGAAGGACGAGACAUUGGAAAUUAAAGAAAUGGAAAAUCCAAAAAUUGACCCAAACACUGCAGCUAAAAAACCAUCAAGCGCAGAGGCUGAACUUGACUUGCUUCUUGGCUCAUUUCCAGUGGGAGACGUCUCAGAGGUCGGUGGAAAUUUGCCAUUAGUGGACAUGAAAAUUGAUGAUAGUGUCGAUGAGCUACUCAAAGAAACAUCCUUUCUAAUUAACAAAAGAAAGGGAUCUGUGGCUAAUGAGGCAAAAGCUGCUGUUUUCAGGGCUACUCCCGCCUCAAACUCUUUCACAAAAUCUAGUAAACUUAGUGAUGACUUUGAUUCAUGGUUUGACACCAUUUAGAGGCUGUUUGAAGCCCCAAAAAUGGGCCGAUAAGCCUUAAAAUGUAAAAAUAUAGCCAAACAUGAGGCAAACAAGUUCUAACUAUCCAAAAGCCAUUAAUUAUGUUGGUCCGCGGAUUUAAUAGGGAUGCGGGAUAAUUACUCUAUAUCCAUAAUAAAGGAAGGAAAAUGUAACAUGGAGUAUAUAAUAGUCAUCAUCAUAAAUACUCUAGUGUCACAAAGGCUCCCUCACCUAUGGUAGGGUAGAGAGUUGAAUGUACGCAGUCUUAGUCUUGUAUGAAGAGAUUCUUUUCAGAUUAUCCAUUAGAGUAUAACAUAGUUUGUCUA
Molecule: messenger RNA, 1896 nt
Organism: Cuscuta epithymum
Lineage: Eukaryota; Viridiplantae; Streptophyta; Magnoliopsida; Solanales; Convolvulaceae
Source: the annotation of a GenBank genome assembly